Molecule: messenger RNA, 771 nt
Organism: Lobosporangium transversale
Lineage: Eukaryota; Fungi; Mortierellomycota; Mortierellomycetes; Mortierellales; Mortierellaceae
Product: TB2/DP1, HVA22 family-domain-containing protein
Exons: 4
Coding region: 61-588 (175 amino acids)
Source: RefSeq, a predicted model, not a curated record
CACUGUUUUUUCUCUGCUUCUUCUCUUCCUCUUCUCCACUAUCCUUUCAUUUUUAAUCCCAUGGAUACCAUUCAGGUUAAAGCCCGUUAUUACGUCGCUCAGCUCGACAAGCAGCUGGAGCAAUACCCCCAAUUGAAGCACCUUGAGAUUGCCACCGGUUUGCCCAAGGCCUAUGUCGUUCUUGGAGCUGGAGCUUUUGUCUUCUUGAUGAUCUUCUUCAACUUUGCUGGAAAACUCCUCUCCAACCUCUUAGGAUGGGUUUACCCCGCCUACCGUUCAUUUAAGGCAUUGGAGACUCAACAGAAGGAUGAUGAUACUCAGUGGUUGACUUACUGGACUGUGUACGGAUUCGUCUCUAUCCUCGAGUCCUUCACUGACAUCCUCUUGUACUGGUUCCCCUUCUACUUCUUCCUCAAGACUGUCUUCCUUCUCUGGCUCAUGCUUCCUACCUUCAACGGUGCCUCCACCAUCUACACUCGCGUCCUUCGUCCUUUCUUGCUCCAGCACAAGGAGGAGAUCGACUCGUCCUAUUACAACUUGAAGGCCAAGGUUUCUGCUGCCGCUUCGGAGCUUGAUGCCGCUCAUUAAUGAAAAAAGACUUUAAAGAAAAGCUUUACUUCAACAUUUUCAUUUCGAUAUAGAGCCACAUUUAUUUAUUUAGCAUUGUGAAUAAUCUUCGAAUUUUCAAAUAUGAAAAAUAUGAUAUGACACUUUUAUAUAAAUAUGCGCUGAGCGUUUUUAGAAGCAUGUAAAGGACCAAUUAAACUAUGG